CUUAAGUAAUAACAAUUGCCUGCGUUUUCCUCGUUAGUAAUACUGACUUGUCUACUGAGUCAUAGCGGUGCGAACCCGUUACGAAGCGAGUUUGGAAAAAUGCGGACUGCAGUGUAUUUUGUUGUUGUUUUUUGUGUUGCUUGUUGCUUAGCGGAUUAUUUUCAGUCGUCCAGUUAUUUCUGUAAAGAUCAGACGCCACAGAAAAUUGUCGAUAUUACCCAGUUGGAAGGAAUAUGGUACGUCUUAGAGAAAAUUAUACACACAGAAGAGAGACACUACGUGAGAAACAUAUCUACAUGUCCGAUAGUACACAUUUCGGAAGAUCGCAGUCAGUUUACGACAUUUAACCCUCUUCACAAGACUUACGACACCACAUAUGGAUCCGGUUAUCCUUACAACACCAAUCCGUACGACACAACAGGCAGAUAUCCAAUCUCGAAUCCGUACGACCCUUCCAACCGUUACCCCACCAACCCCAACGACUAUUAUAGACAAAAAGAACAGUAUGACAGGCAAACCACGUACAGUGUCGAUCAUCCCCGUUGGAGGGGCAGCCACAAAGACUACAUUCAACAUUUAUACGAAAUGAGAUAUCUUAGACUAUACUGGGACGACUAUGGAUACAGUACCGAAUACCACUUACGGUAUAACGUCAGCAACACGGGAUAUUGGAUCAGUUCAGGACCAGAUGGUUCCGAUCCAAAUCGCGUGGUGGGAAACGUCCAAGUGAUCAAAGCAGUAGGUCAUCACUUAGUGCUUACAUUUUGUCAUCGAUUAGAAGGAAAAACGCAACUGUUCACCGCUAUUUUGUCGAGGGAAAAGAGGUUACAGAAAACAGACCUCUUAGGAGUACAUGGUCUAUUGACGUGGCGGGAUUUAAGCACCAACGCGGUAGAAAGAACAUGCAGCACUGGAUUUAGUAUAAACAUUGCGGCACAAACCUAUUUUAUUUGCCUUUUAAGUGUAUUGUGCUCUUUCAAGCUUUAAAGUGACGAACUGGAGUUUUAAAACGGCGCUGAUUAUUAUAGGUUUUUAUAAAACCUUGCUUGACACUGUGUGGCGAGUUGUGUAAAAUUUAUUAGAAUAUAUAUUUAGCCAUCAAAUUACACUGAUUUCGUUAAAAACUUUGUGUUUU
Messenger RNA from Cylas formicarius (sweet potato weevil), 1135 nucleotides. RefSeq lists its product as uncharacterized. Lineage: Eukaryota; Metazoa; Arthropoda; Insecta; Coleoptera; Brentidae. The transcript has 4 exons. The record is from RefSeq and is a predicted model, not a curated record. Bases 100 to 987 code for a protein of 295 amino acids.